AUGUCGUGGAUGAACAGUGGCGGAGGUAUUCCAUUUGGAGCCCCAAACGGGUUUCCUCAGAGUAACGGAAACGGAGCCGCAAAUCCGUUCCAGUCCCUGCAGCAACAGAAUCAGACACAGAACCAGACCCCGGCGUUUGGUGCACCAACAGCAUCGCCGUCUUCGUUUGGACAAUCGAGCUUUGGUCAAGUACAACCCGCCGCACCGGCUUCUAACCCGUUUAGUCGGCCUAACAACAACACCACUACUCAAUCUACGGGAGGUUUUGCAUUUUCCGCUCCAUCGACAGCGUUUUUAAACACAACCCAUUUCCAGAAUGGACCGCAGACCCAGCCGGAAAAUUCACAGCCUGCACAGAUUUCGGCGUUUGGCCAGAAUAAGGCAUUUUCUCAGGUUAAUCAUUUCCAACAACCCAAGCUUGCAGGAGGAAACAACAAGAAGCAACCAGGAGGAGGAACAGGAGGUAGCAAGCAAGCAAAACAACGGAAACAAAAGGCAGCAUCGCCAGCACCGGCGCAAAAUUACGCCAAAUCGAUCAGCAGCUUCGUUCACAACGCACAAGUCCAAUCUUCCCAACAACAGAACCCAGCAGCUCUAGGAUUCGCCAAUAAUGCUCGAGACAACAGCCACGCUCGAACUAAGCCCUGGAUGAUACCAAAUCCACAUAUUCUCGACCCGAUAGUGGUCCAGGCACAUCCUUGGGACCUACAGAACCAACAAGAAGUGCAGCAGAUCGAAGCUACAGGAAAUGGAGACCAGGAACAGUACGAAACGUUACAACAGAUGCGAGGGGUGGAAAGAACGAAAAUGGAGUCCCUGAACCUCGUGGACUCGCCGGACAAGAGACGAGCUCUAUCGGAAGCCAUUUCGUUCGUGGGAUCAUGUCAACAAAUGUGUCCUGCAUUUGAACGAGUUCGACGACGAUUUGAAAACAACGUCAAGGCUUACGAAAAGGAUUCCAACGGCGUGGUGACUCCAGACCGGGCAGUAAAGGCAUUUUCAAGACCUGCUGCCGGUCAGCCACCACCACUUCCAUCUGACGUUCGUCCUCCUAACAUUCUAGUCAACACAUUGAACUACCUUGUGAAUGAGAUUGUGCCCCAGCUACCUGGUGCUCACCCUUUCCUAUGGGACCGAACGCGAUCCAUUCGACAGGAUUUUACUUAUCAGAACUAUUCAGGCCCCGAGGCUGUUUGGUGUAAUGAGCAGAUUGUUCGUAUCCAUAUCUACUGCCUGCAUUUCAUGUCUGGACACGAAUACUCAAAACAGCAGGAGUUGGAGCAGCUUAACAAGGCACUACAGUCGCUUAUGGAGAUGUACAAAGCUCAUAGGGCACGUGAUCCGCACUCUGAAUGUCUCAAAAACGAAGCUGAGUUCCACGCGUACCAUCUUCUGUCGCAUUUGCGAGAAGCUGACGUAGUCAGGCAAAUCCAGAGUCUACCUAGACACGUGUUUGACAACCAACACGUCCAAGAUGCUCUCUAUUUGCGUGAGAUCAUUCAACAGGGUAACCUUGUGGGAGGAGGAAGACGUCAGGGAGUAGGUAUGCAUAUGGAGGAUUGCCAGGCGUUGUAUGCGCAGUUUUUCGACGCUCUGAAGCUGCCGCGCUUUUCGUUUUUAGUCACGUGUAUGCUUGAGUCGCAUUUCACACAGGUUCGACUCAGUGCAUUGAGAACCAUGUCUCGAGCCUUUCAUUCAAAGGGCAGACCUUACAGCCUCGAGCAGCUGAGCCAGGUUUUGGGCUUUGACGACGCUGCUCAGGCACAGGAGUUUUUUGUUCAUUACAAGCUCACUGUAACUAAUGGAGCUGUGGACGUACCUAGCUUCAACGAGACAACUGUGGCAGGUCUUACUCCAUUUGCUGAUAUUUGUCACGAGUGGGUGACACAGAAGGGAGGAGACUUGCGGGGUGUUUUCGGACCACCAGGAACAGCGUCUGCGACUUUCCAGGCACCCUUGGCGCCCUCUAAACCUCCUUCUGUGCCGUUUAUGGCCCCAGUUAAGCCACGGGUAGUUCAAGCAGCCGCACCUGUUGCCCCGACUAAGCCUCAGGUAUCUGCAGAAGAAAAGAAGAGGUGGACUCAGCAGAUUACGUCCAAGCUGAUUGUGGAUGUCGCUUCUACCUUGAGUAAACAGAUCUGUACCGCCACAAUCACGCAGAUUGAGCAGCAGAAGCUAGCUCAGCAGCGUCGCUUGGAGGAACAACAACGUUUGGCUGAGCAGAAACGUCUUGAGGAACAACGGCGCUUGGAGCUGCAGAGACAUGCCCAGCUCGAGGCUGAGAGACGUCAGCGGGAACAGCAGGCAAGAGAGGAGCGGGCUAGACUGAUUUCCACGCUCUCGGAAGAGAUCUACAGAGCCUUUGUACGUGAAAACACUUACUUUGUGGUUCUGGACUCUUUUGCAGCAGUCAACAGUCGUCGGCUCACUCUCUCCAGAGCUCUGACUCAGGUGCAGAAAACUGCAUUCAGUUCGUGGCAAAGGAAAAUGGAGCUUGUGCGACGUCAACAGGAGUAUAAUCACGUGAUGCGGAACCUUGGCAAGCGAAAGAUGCGUUCCAGAGUUGGAUCUUGUGGUUCUUCGAGUGUCGUCGGUUCGUCUAAGCGAAUCCGAACAGGCCCAAAGUCUGAAGCUGAACACAUCGAGUUGCUUCAGAAAACUAAACAGGGAACCAUCAAGCUGUGGAAACCACUGGAGUAUGACUCUUUACUCAAGAGUUUGUCGACUGGUUUUCAUAGCAAUACCUGCCUUGAUUCCAUGCCUCAGAUUAUCAUCUACACACCUCAAUGGGACCGACUUCAGGGUAAAUGGCUCCGUACCAAGUUUGAUUUGUCUUGGAACGGCCAGGACACCAGUGGAUACGAGCAUGUGGCCAAGGCGGCCGACACUACCAGCAUGAUGGUGACUUCACUGGUGGAGAAUGGCAACUACAAGUCCACCUUUGGCAUUCUGUUCGAGUGUGGUAUUGAUGCGAAUCAUGUGACUGCCGGUGAAAUACAAGCCUUUGAUGAGCUUCUGGCCUACGUAGGAGCCCAGUCCUGGUACAAGUUGGCUGUUGUGGUUGUUUACUGGGGUGUUGAGGUCGACUCUCAGAUAACUGAGUUGCUGUAUCGUGAUGAGUUGGCCUUCUUUACCAUCUGUCGACCCUCGGAUAAGGAGUCGCAGAACCUCGAGUCGCAGAUGGACGAGCUUUGUCGUCAUUUUAAUGCUUCUUUGUCCGACUUGGGACAGUCUGAAGCCUCCAGGCGCCAACAGCAGCGUCGAGAGCGGCUCCAGCACAUGCAAGAAAUGUCUCUUGCUGCUCAACGUCACCAAAAUAUGCUCAAGGAGCGAAAGAAGCAGGAGGAGUUGGAUAGACGAUUGGGUCAUUUGGUGCGAAAGUCAUCUCGCACCAGCCUACAGGGUGGGUCUCCGGACGUCAGCAUGCUCUCGGAUGUCAGCAUGUCUUCGCAGUGUCAGCCGAAAUCGGCUCUAGACCCUGUAAAUAAGGGAGUCCGAGAUCUCAAAAGUCUGAUUGCACGAGCCCAGGAGGUGAGAAUGGCAAGAUAA
Yarrowia lipolytica CLIB122 is the source of this 3549-nucleotide messenger RNA. RefSeq lists its product as uncharacterized. NCBI's taxonomy places the organism in Eukaryota, Fungi, Ascomycota, Dipodascomycetes, Dipodascales. Gene Ontology annotation, biological process: mRNA export from nucleus. Gene Ontology annotation, cellular component: transcription export complex 2; cytoplasm; nucleus. The record is from RefSeq and is a predicted model, not a curated record.